CCAGUGCGCAUGUGCGGAACGAACAACAUCGCACGUGGGGUGAACGUUUGGACUGGCUGCACGUUGAAGAGUUUACGAAAGCUAAUAGAGUUAAUAAAAAAAUAGAACCUUUCACGUUUUGUUGCGCUUUCCAAGUCAGGGGAUAAACUAAAUAGUCCUCCGUGAAGCAUUUCGCCGAGAGGGCCGGAAUACCAGAAACAAUAAAAAUCAGCAAUGGCUGAACCUCAAGUGAACCCGAAGGCAUACCCCUUGGCCGACGCCACUCUGACCAAAACCAUCCUGGACCUGGUGCAGCAAGCAUCGAACUACAAACAGCUGAGGAAGGGAGCCAAUGAAGCCACCAAGACCCUAAACAGAGGCAUCGCUGAGUUUAUUGUCAUGGCUGCUGAUGCUGAACCACUGGAGAUCAUCCUCCACCUUCCACUGCUCUGUGAGGACAAGAACGUCCCGUAUGUGUUCGUCCGCUCCAAGCAGGCGCUGGGCCGGGCCUGUGGGGUGUCGCGUCCCGUCAUCGCUACCUCAGUCACCAUAAAGGAGGGAUCUCAGCUCAAACCACAGAUUCAGUCUGUUCAAAUGGCCAUCGAGAGACUGCUGGUGUGAAUUUUCUUAAGCACUGUUUUAAGAAAAGCUCAAAAGGAUAGAUGGAUAAAUUUGAACAUUGUUUUGUUUUGGUUUAAAAAAAAAUCGCAAAACAAAUUAAUAUUUUUGUCUGUUUUUUUGAAGAUAUUGAUUUCAGAUUUGUCAUGUUGAAGAGCCAUCACCCGUUUCUUAAUAAAGACAUUUUUUUAGGACUUA
Messenger RNA from Nematolebias whitei (Rio pearlfish), 795 nucleotides. RefSeq names its product SNU13 homolog, small nuclear ribonucleoprotein b (U4/U6.U5) (gene snu13b). Gene Ontology annotation, molecular function: RNA binding. Gene Ontology annotation, biological process: maturation of SSU-rRNA; mRNA splicing, via spliceosome; ribosome biogenesis. Gene Ontology annotation, cellular component: nucleolus; box C/D methylation guide snoRNP complex; small-subunit processome. The transcript is spliced from 3 exons. NCBI's taxonomy places the organism in Eukaryota, Metazoa, Chordata, Actinopteri, Cyprinodontiformes, Rivulidae. The record is from RefSeq and is a predicted model, not a curated record. The coding region runs from base 214 to 600 and encodes 128 amino acids.